This is a messenger RNA of Sphaeramia orbicularis (orbiculate cardinalfish), 2470 nucleotides long. RefSeq lists its product as uncharacterized. The coding region runs from base 293 to 1885 and encodes 530 amino acids. Gene Ontology annotation, biological process: cell surface receptor signaling pathway; negative regulation of T cell proliferation; positive regulation of T cell proliferation. The record is from RefSeq and is a predicted model, not a curated record. Lineage: Eukaryota; Metazoa; Chordata; Actinopteri; Kurtiformes; Apogonidae. The transcript has 7 exons. Gene Ontology annotation, cellular component: external side of plasma membrane.
GCUUUAAUUCCUCCACUGUCAUGACUGAUGAUAAUUACCUGUAGUGGGAGUAACAAGAAUUUAAAGAAUGAUCUGUCUGUCACUACUGUCAUAUGAUCAUUUGUCAGGGAAUGAAAAUGAAAGCUGCUCUGCCUCUUAGCUGCCAUUUUUAUUUUGUCAGUGGUCGAUCAGAUGUGGUGAAAUUAAAAUUGCCCGUGAACCAACAUCCUCUCUGCAUUUAAAAAAUGGAUCAUAAUUCAAUGUGAAAAACUGUUACGAGCUUUGCUGUACUUUUUGCUGAUUGUGAAAUGAGAUGAAGGUGUUUGUGACUUUUCUGCUCCACGUACACGCUUUCCAGCAUACACUGGCUGUUGUGGUGCAGGCGUAUGAGGGGGAGCCGCCCACCCUGUUGCCGUUCAAGUUUUAUGACCAUUUUACUAUGAUGCCUGAAGACCCCAUAGUAUCUUGGAUUCGCAGUGAUCUCAAUCCCAAAAUUAUCCAUCAACUUAACGAUGAUGGUGAUGAUCUUAAAGAGCAGAAUGAACAUUACAAAGGACGCACAUCGAUGAAAACUAAUGCUCUUGACUCUGGAGACUUCAGCCUCACUCUGGAAAAACCACAAAUAUCUGACAGCAGCAACUACACCUGCACCAUCUGGACGGGAUAUGAAGAGCUGAGAUUAAUAGAAAUACAGCUGCAGGUCAAAGAUGAUCAGAAGGUGGUGGUGGAAGCACAGAAGGGGGCGGAGUCUGUCAGGCUGCCCUGUAAAACGUCACCUCAUCUGCCUGAAGACACCAGAGUGGAGUGGACUCUCCUUGACCCUGUAAAGAUGUUGGUCCAAGUGGUCCGUGUGUAUCAGAAAAAGUGUGAUGACCUUAGAACACACACCUCAUGGGCUCACACAGAGAUGGAUAGAGACCUGCUGACAACUGGAGACCUCAGUCUGACCAUUAAAUAUCCCACAGACAGAGACAGAGGAACAUACAUCUGCACCUUCUAUGUGAAAGGAGACACCAUGAAACAGAGAGUAGAGCUACAUCCUGCCACAGAGAAUGUUCCAUCCUGGAUCGUAGCUCUCCUUACUGUCAUUUCUGCUGUAGUUAUCAUCACUGGAUUUGUCUUAUUUUAUUUACGAGCCCAUAUUAAAUCAGAUGUAAAAAGAGUAGAGGUUGAAUCAGGGGUGGAAUCUGUCCAGCUGCCCUGUAAAUCAACCACAGCCUAUCUUAUGAAGGACAUCAGAGUGGAGUGGACCGACAGUGACAACGACAUAGUUUACCUGUAUGAAAACGGCUCUAAAGCCUCUAGUCAAGAGUACCAGAUGUAUAGCAGCAGAACAGAGAUGGAAAGAAAUCAGGUGAAAACCAAAGAUUUCAGUCUGACCCUGAAAUACCCCACAGAUAAAGACAACUACACCUACACCUGCACCAUCUACAGCAAUGACAAUAAAAUCCUGCUGAAGAAACGAGUGGAGAUGAAGGUCAAAGUUUGUCAGGUGGAGGUGGAGGAGGGGAAGGAGUUUGUGGUGCUGCCCUUCAUAACCACACCUGAAUCGCUUGAUGGCGUUGAAGUGAGAUGGUUUUACUACAAAGAUAACGAAUGCAAGGAGCUCCUUGUUUAUUCAAGGGAUUCUGUUGAACACCAUGUUGAUUACAGAAACAGAACAGAGAUGAAUGAAAACCCACUGGGAUCUGGAAACCUCAGUCUGACCCUGAAAGACCCCAAAGACACUGACAGUGGAAAAUACAGAUGUUUUGUUAAGAAAAAUAAAGACAUAAUCACAAUGAAAACGGUGCUCCUAAAAGUCAAAGUCUCCUCUGCAGACAGAGCUCAGCAUAAAGAAGAAAGACAAAGGAACCAAGACUUGUUCACUGAUCCAGUUCCUCUGAUGACCACUCAUGAAGUCUGAUUGCUCUGUACAUCUUACCUUGCUUUGAAAGGACAUGGAAAUCCAGGACCAAAGAUAAAAAAAUUACUACAGAUAAGAAGGCAAUUCAUCUGUAACACUGAAAUUUCUUUUUUGUAAUCAUUUUUUAUCACUUAUACCACUAUAAUUUUUAAUGAAAAUGCUGCACAUUGAACUGGAAGAAAUAUGGAGAACCUCCGUUCCAGGAAUGGAUGACGGCAGUUGGAAAAGUAGCAGCAUUUGAAAGAAUGUCAAACAAGAUGCAGGACAAGACAGAAACAUAUCAUAUGAAAUGGAGCAAAUACCUGGAAUCUUUAUAUCUCAAAGACUAAAGGCUAAGAGGAUUCACACUGAAAAGACAAUGAUCACAUACCUUAUGUAUGUAUGUGUGUAUAUUAUAAAUAGACACCUUUGUGUAGAUAUGUAUGGUGUAUGUAUAUAUUAUAUACAUGGAUACUUAAAGUUGAUGUGUGUGAGAUAAAAGUCACAAUAUCAAUAUGAAGACCCCUUCUGGUUACGGGUGGGUGAUUUGCCGAUGCUCUAAUGUUAGUAUUUGAUGUGUGAUGUGAUAUGUUUGGAAAAAGUUAA